This is a messenger RNA of Phytophthora sojae, 339 nucleotides long. RefSeq lists its product as hypothetical. The transcript has a single exon. Bases 1 to 339 code for a protein of 112 amino acids. Lineage: Eukaryota; Oomycota; Peronosporomycetes; Peronosporales; Peronosporaceae. The record is from RefSeq and is a predicted model, not a curated record.
AUGCUACUUCUUGCCACCGUUCAAGGCUUUUGGGCUGUUGUGACUGCGGUGAAAUACGACAUCAUGGCCAACUACCUCGGUGGCGACUGCAACAACACGGAGCCGUACAUCGUGUACGCGAGGCAGAAUGGCGGGUGUGAGGACGGGGUCUGCUACGACUUCGACGUGGGCGAGCGCGCGUCCACCGACUGCUCCAAGGAAGACUACCUGCAGGUGAUGCGCGACUUCUUCGGCGAGGCCCCGUACAUCAUCCACAGUUUGUACUCGGACGACGACUGCUCCACGUUCGAGUAUGCGGCGGCUUCCUCGCGACGAAUUCCUGUCUGGGCGGCAACGUGA